Molecule: messenger RNA, 2008 nt
Organism: Humulus lupulus (European hop)
Lineage: Eukaryota; Viridiplantae; Streptophyta; Magnoliopsida; Rosales; Cannabaceae
Product: (3S,6E)-nerolidol synthase 1-like
Exons: 7
Coding region: 67-1761 (564 amino acids)
Biological process (GO): diterpenoid biosynthetic process
Molecular function (GO): terpene synthase activity; magnesium ion binding
Source: RefSeq, a predicted model, not a curated record
UUCAAUUAUAUUAUCGUCUAUCUCAUUAUAUCUUCUCUCUCUCGUAUUAUUAAACUUCGGAUACUCAUGGCUUCUAAAGAAACCCAAACUAGCGAAAUAACAGCCAUUAAUCCUACUACAACUCCCUCUAAACAACCCUAUGGAUUACAAAGUUUCACAGACAAGUUUUACAUGGAAUAUGCACGCAAUAUACAAGAGAUCAAGAACGUAAUGAACAAUAUUAUUUUAGCUGAUUAUGAUCAUCAACACUCCAUAGAAGGUUUGAACUUGGUCAACGCUGUGCUAAGACUCGGCAUUGACUACCACUUCCAAGAUGAGAUUAACGCUAUCCUUGAAAGGGAACAUCUAAAGAUCAGUAGUGGUGAUGACGAUGUUGUUAACCAUGGCUUUUACAAUAAUAAUAAUGUUCAAGACUACCUCUACGACGUUUCUCUUCGUUUUCGAUUACUGAGACAAGGAGGCUAUGACGUCUCUACAGAUGUGUUUAACGAGCUGAAGGACAAAAAGGGAAAUUUCAAUCCUUCAGUGGCUGAAGACAGAGAGGGACUAAGAGAGUUGUUUGAAGCCUCACAAGUAAGAAUAGAAGGAGAACACGUGCUAGAGGAAGCUGAGGUCUUCAGUGGCCAACACCUAAAAGAAUGGGCAAAUCGUAAUAAUCAUACAAGUGAAGCUCGGACUAUUCAAGUAACGUUAGAGCAGCCAUGUCAUAAAAGCUUGGCCAGGAUCACUGCCCCAAACUUUUUGGAGAGUUUAUUCCCGGCCACCAGACACCAAGGCUGGAUGACCCUUUUACUGAAACUGGCCACAACAGACUUCAAAAUAGUUCAGUCCAUUCACCGAAUGGAAAUUGUUCAAGUUUCCAAAUGGUGGAAAGAGCUUGGAUUGGCUAAGGAGUUGAAAUUUGCAAGAGACCAACCAUUAAAAUGGUACCUCUGGACAGUGGCAAGUCUAGCAGAUCCAAGCUUGUCUGAGGAGAGGAUUGAACUUACGAAACCCAUUUCUCUUGUCUACAUAAUAGAUGAUAUUUUUUAUGUUCAUGGGACACUAGACGAACUCACACUUUUCACAAACGCAGUUAAUAAAUGGAAUAUAACCGCUAAUAAAGAGCAGUUACCAGACUACUUGAAGAUAUGUUUCAAGGCACUUGAUGGUAUAACCAACGAAAUUAGCCACGUGGUGUACAGAAAACAUGGAUGGAAUCCCGUUGACUCCUUAAGAAAAUCGUGGGGAAAACUAUGCAAUGCGUUCUUAUUAGAAGCACAGUGGUUUGCUUCUGGGAAGUUACCAAAUGAAGAGGAGUAUUUGAAGAACGCGAUUGUGAGUUCAGGGGUCCAUGUGGUGCUAGUUCAUAUGUUCUUUCUCUUAGGUCAAGGUAUAUCAAAGGAAGCUGUAAACUUACUCGACGACAUUCCAGGCCUUGUGUCUUCUACAGCCGCAAUCCUCCGUCUUUGGGAUGACUUGGGAAGUGCCAAGGAUGAAUAUCAAAAUGGGCAUGAUGGGUCCUACGUUGAAUGCUACAUGAAAAAACACCAAGGUUGUUUGGUGGAAGAAGCAAGAGACCAUGUGAUCAGUAUGAUUAAAAAUGAGUGGGAACGCCUCAAUAAGGAGUGUUUCUCUUCAAAGCACUUUCCAAUGUGCUUUAAAAAGGGUUGUCUUAAUGCUGCUCGGAUGGUUCCAAUAAUGUAUGACUAUGAUGAUAAUCAUCGCCUUCCAGGCCUCGAGGACUAUAUCAAAUCACUUCUCUCUGAAACAAUUAAAUAGAUUAUUAUUAGUUGAAAAAAACAUGGUUGAAAGUAAUUAUAUAUUUUUAAAAAAAUAAUUAAAGUGUGGUUGUUGUAAUUAUGACUUUAUAUAUAUAUCCGUUCAAAUAAGAGCUAAAGCCGUUGUUACAUUUAUGAGCUGUUUAUUAUGUACCGUUCAACAUGAUCGGCUUUGUUUUCUUAAUUUAUACCUAAAUAUCAACUAGUAUGUAUAUGUUUGCUGCUUAAUUAUAGGAUUAAGAAAGCUA